CUGGAGAUCAUGACACAGCAGCCGUUUGUCGUCAACAUUGAGCAAGGCUCAGCAGAGGCGCCGAGCUGCAAGCUGCCAGUGCCCUUAGACAAGCUAUCCCUGCAGCACAUCCUCUCCGCGGUCAGCUGAUGGCAGACGAGCAGCAUCACAUUCGUCUUCUGAUUCGUCAAUCGUUUGUCUGUGGUUGGUAUUAUGCAGAAGCCUGGGUCUGGUCGUGGCUGGCUGAGUGGCGCACAGCUGACGUACAAGGCCUUGGACAGGGGAUCGGGCGGUGCGGUAUUCGCCAAGGCCAUCCAUUGCGCAGAUGAAGGGAAGAAGGCAUCGGCGAGGGCGGUGCGCAACGCGCUCCUGCGGGCCGUAGACAAGGAGCCGUGCCCAUACAUCGCUCUGCAGCAUUUGCACGCUAGUGCGACACAGCCUGGGUCGAUAUGGGUCAGAAUGGAAAGAAGGGGAGGAUCGAUGUGGCGCUCUUAUGUGUGUGUGCAGAUUGUUGAGAAGUGGUCCACCGCCACGCUGCGUCAGUUGGUGGGCAAGACAGCCGUCAGCGAGGAGCUGCUGCGGUUCGUGGCUUGCGAAGCCCUCGCGGCCAUUGAGCGCCUGCAAAAGCACAGGAUUGUGCACGGCCGCGUCACUACCGCCGCCUUCCUGGUCGACGCAGAUGGCCACCUGCAGCUGAGUGAGUGGCGAUGAAUGACACGGCAGACCACACUGAUGGAUGACGGUCACUCUCUCUGUGUGUGUCCUGUUCCUGCGUGUGGAUGCAGGCGGCUGUGGUGAGGCGGAAAUCUGCAUGGACGGACAGCAGCUAUCGAAAGAAUCCCUAAGGGUACGAUAUCGCAGCCAUGUGAUCGAUCGUUUCCCUCUGUGUGACGCCCUCCGUCAGGCCGACAGCCGUGCUGUGGGCGCCGUGUUGGCUGAGUUCGCCUUGGGCGAGCCCGUCGGCAGCGACAUGAACCGAGCCGAGGUCAGACUGCCAUCUGAUGACUGCAUGGAUAUGUGUGCUGAUGGUGCUUUCUGGUUUUUCUGCCUGUCUGGUUCCAGGUUGCCGCGUUGCUGCGCGAUGCCGUCGACCCCUCAGCGGACGGCUGUGAGGCUUCGAAGGUGGUUCAGAAGCUGCGGCAGAAGGGCUGCCCGCAGCCCUUCAUCGACGUCAUUGAGAGGUCGGCGACCCACCACUGAGCGGAGGGAGGCCAUUCACCUGUGUGUGAGGAUUGUGUGCUGGCCUCAGGUGCUUCAAGCUGCGACCCGCGCGGGAGAUCCUGGGGUUGUCAUUCUUCGCCAAUCGCCCGACGCCAGACACCAGCCCACUGAAGUACGUAUGUGUGUGUGUGUGUGUGUGUGGAUGCAUCGAAUCGGCUCAUUCGCUCCUCUGUGUAUGGCUGUGUGUGGAUGUAGAGAGGUUGUGUCGUUUGAUGAAUCGGGUGUGGCUGGUGACGCUGGUGCUGGUGCAUCCACACUGUCCAGCCCGUCGCUGCCCGUGCUCAGCCCGCUCGACGUCGUUCACGGCAUGAUCUACACGCCAGUGGGCCAGACGUGCCUGGUCCUGGUCGAUGCGAGGAGCGAGGAAGAGAAGAGCGCGGCACGCCUGCUGGUGGACUCUCAUCCGCCUGCCUUGCAGUAUUUCGAGAAGAAACUCGCGCAACCACAUGUGGUAGGGGGAGGACUGGGGAGGACUGGGGACAAUGGCCAAUGCAUUGACUGAAUGCAGUUUGUGGACGAGCGGUUUGUGAACGAGGUUUCAGACUUCCUCCAGUGAGAUUCCGGCAGAAACCGAUCUCUGUGCAAGUGUGUAUGUGUGUAUGCUGCAGGCGUCAGGAUGAUGACCGUAUGUCGCUGUGGGUAUUCGUGUGCAACGGUGAUGGCACUGGCAGAGACGGCGUCCUCCAAACAGUCAAGCACAUACUGGCAAAACAGAUAGAGGGUAAAAGCAGAGACGCAGGAUGGACAGUGUCGAUUGCACUUACCAUCCUGUUCUGCCUGUGCGUGUUUGCUUGCAGGUGUAUCAGAGGCGAACUUCGCCCUGCUGCACGGCGGCAGGGAGGGCCUCAACGCAGCGAUAGCCGAGCUACUGACGAGCUGUCGCCUCUACUAACGGAUGUUGACCGGUUGUACUGCUGUUUCAUCGCUGACUGAUCAGUCACAGCACGGAUUCAUGAUCGUUCAUGAUUUGAGUGACUGAUUCACGCUCUUUUCCGUCAUACCGUGAGUUGAGCGUCCACCGUCACUCAGUGACGGUCACCCGUUGUGAACCGAGAGCUGCAUGCACGG
This is a messenger RNA of Vitrella brassicaformis, 2268 nucleotides long. The record is from the annotation of a GenBank genome assembly. Lineage: Eukaryota; Vitrellaceae.